Molecule: messenger RNA, 1590 nt
Organism: Parascedosporium putredinis
Lineage: Eukaryota; Fungi; Ascomycota; Sordariomycetes; Microascales; Microascaceae
Source: the annotation of a GenBank genome assembly
AUGAGCGCUGCCCUCUUCGUCUCGGCUGUCAAGGUGGCGCAGGACCACAGGGCGCUACCCACCUCGAGGAACACAAAGGAGGGAGGCCUCUACUCAAUUCAUCCAUUCUACGGCCGUUUAAACGAAUCUCCCACAGUUUCCCCGCCCCGCAGCGCGAUGAGCUACCAACAACCACCGUACGGUCAGCAGCCGCCCCAAGGAUACGGUGCCCCUCCCCGCAGGGCGCUCCACCUGCCGGAUAUCCUUCGACGUCGCCGAACCCGGGCGCCCAGUAUCAGUACCCGCCCCCGGGCCAACCCCAGGGUCAAGGCUCGUAUCCUCCGCAGCCUCCACAGCAACAGCAGGCAUACGCCGGAUACGGCGCCCCGCCAGCUCAGCAGCAGCCAGGCCAGUACCAAAAUCCUCAGUACCCGCAGAGCGCAGUACGGCCAGCCUCCACAGCAUAACGCGCCUUACGGACAACCUCCACCUCCCCAGGGCCAAUACGGCGCUCCGCCCCCGGCACAGUAUGGCCAACCGCCAGCUGGCUACGGUCAACCUCCCCACCAGGGGUAUCCCCGCAGCAGCACCAGCAACAACAACAACCAUAUCCCCCCCAAGGCCAGCAAUGGCAGCAGCCUCCCCGCAACAACAGCAACCUUACGGAGGCGGAUACGCCGCCGCCGCUCCCCGGCCCAACCAACACCCGCCUCGCAAGGGUACGACCAGGCGCAAAAGUCGUGGGCGCAGCCCGUCAACACGACCAACGACGUCGAGGCCCUGCGCAAGGCGAUGAAGGGCAUGGGAUGCGACGAGAAGGCGCUCAUCCGGGUCUUUGCGAGCCCGCAGUACGCGAACCCGUGGGCGAUGCAGCAGCUCUCGCGGGACUACAACACCCGCUUCAUGCGCAGCCUGGAAGAGGACAUCAAGAGCGAGACGCGCAGCGGGCUCGAGACGGCGCUGCUGGCGGUCCUGCGCGGACCCCUGGCCAACGACGUGUACGUGCUCGACAAGUCGCUCAACCGCAUGGGAACCGACGAGGAGGCCCUCAUGGACGUGAUGCUCUCGCGCUCCAACGCCGACGUGCGCGCCAUCGCGGCCGAGUACAGGCGCGUCAAGGGCAAGGAUCUCAUCGUCGACAUCAAGGAGGACGUGGACGACAACCUCGCCCGCAUGUAUAGCAUGAUCUUGGCGGGAACCCGCGCCGAGGACGCCGCGCCCGUGCUGCCCCACGAGAUCGACCAAAGCAGCAACGCGGCUCAGAUCCACGCCAUCGCCGACGCCUACAGGCGCAAGUACCACCGCGGCCUCGAGGACGUCAUCGAGAAGGAGUUCCGCGGCGACAUGGAGGACUCGUUGCUGCGCAUGCUUUCGACCGGCCAGGAUAGGGCGAGGGCCGAUGCCGUUAGGCUGCGGGAGGCGCUCACCAAGAGGAAGGAUAAGCUCUUCAUCAACCGCGUGGCCAGCCUGUACUGGGAUAGGCCGAGGCUCGAUGCCGCUAAGGAGGCUUAUAGGAAGAGGUAUGGCGUUGCCCUGGCCAAGGAAGUCAAGGACCAGCUCAAGGGUGACUUGGAGGAUGUCAUGCUAGCUCUCUUGGGCGAAAGGUGGUAA